UCCUGUCAAGCAGACGUCUUUGACAGAAGUGCUGCUUCAUCGCCUCGUACCUGCUGACAUCUGCGUUUAUUUUAAGUUCUUGAAAUGAAUGUCACAAAAUGACGGCAAGCUUGAAAAGACCAAGGAGCCCAAAUGCAGACUGUGAAGAUUGCUUACCAAUUUCCAAAAGGAUCAACAGACUUCAAAUAGAGUCUGGUCAUCAGCCAUUUAGUCAUGACAGUAAUGAUCAAAUGAACAACAAUAUAGAAAGACCUAACGGAAUUGUUCACCCAGACAACAUUAUCACACAAUGUCGGAAGCUUCGCAUUAACUCUGACCCUAUUCAUCCUAAUCAUCUCAGAAAUGGCGCAGAGUUUCCUGGAUGUUCUGGAUGUAGUCAGUCUUUGGUGCAAAGUCAGUCAAUGAACAAACUUCCAUUUGACAUGGCAGAGGGUUAUAACCCUGAACUAGAGGAAAAAGACAAUCCAAUAUAUUUCCGAAUUAAUCAGGUGCUUUUUGAGGCUCACAAGGAGAGAGCAGUGAGGACACAGAUCAAGUUCCCAGAUUAGUGUUCGAGAGUAAAAUGCAGGGCAGAAUGAUGUGGAAAUGUGAAGCUUGUGUCUGGCUGAAUGUGUAUGAAAAGUAUAAACGUGGUAGGAUAGGAUUUGCUCACUUUAUUGACACAAAUAUAUCUAGCCCUUGGGCAAAAGUUGUUCCCAUAUUUCUUUCAAUUUUUUGUUUAACUUAAAUCGCUUUCUACUAUUUAAUGUGAGAACCUUUUUCUUGCAGAUGUUUUUCUGUUAAGACUGAAAAAGGUUUGCUAUAUAUUAUAUAUAAGCUAUGCAUAUACUUCAUUUUACCGAUGUAAUUUUUUUGAGGGACAAAGCUUAGUCUCAUAUAAAUUGCUUUACCUACAUGCACUGUAGUCACUUUCAAAGCAUUUAGUUGACUGUGUUGGAAAGCUCAUGAGGUAUUAACUUCUUAAACAUGUUUGUAUUCAAAUAACUUCAAAAACAUUUACUGGGUGUAUGGAGAAUGAAUCUUGAUAUUAAUAAAUGACAUAUUCAAUGAU
Messenger RNA from Ylistrum balloti, 1051 nucleotides. RefSeq lists its product as uncharacterized. Bases 99 to 548 code for a protein of 149 amino acids. The record is from RefSeq and is a predicted model, not a curated record. The transcript has 4 exons. Lineage: Eukaryota; Metazoa; Mollusca; Bivalvia; Pectinida; Pectinidae.